This is a messenger RNA of Gekko japonicus, 1469 nucleotides long. Its product is annotated as zinc-binding protein A33-like. Lineage: Eukaryota; Metazoa; Chordata; Lepidosauria; Squamata; Gekkonidae. The transcript is spliced from 6 exons. The coding region runs from base 45 to 1469 and encodes 474 amino acids. The record is from RefSeq and is a predicted model, not a curated record. Gene Ontology annotation, molecular function: protein binding.
GAGGCGAAAGGUGCCCUCUUGUUGCCCGGCCUUAUUGUUCCUCCAUGGCGGCCCCGAUUGCAGUGGAAGACUUUGCGGAAGACCUGAGUUGUUCCAUCUGCCUGGAGCUCUUUUCUGACCCCGUCAUCCUGGAAUGCGGGCACAACUUCUGCCAGGUCUGUAUCACCCGCUACUGGGAAGAGAUACCUGACGACGGCAGGGAGGACACACCACUUCCCACCUGCCCAGAGUGCCGCCGCGAGAUCCCAGGGGGCAAGUUUACGGCCAACCGGCUGCUUGGGCAGCUGGCGCAGAAGGCAAUGGAGUCCCUCUCGGCCCACGCCAGCGACGAAGACGCUGAACUCGAAGAGAAUGGCGAGGAGGUGCAGGGGGACCUCAUCUUCUGCACGGAGGAUGGCUGCCUGGCCAGGGCCUUGCAACCGGAACACUGGGGGCACCAGUGCCUUCCUCUGGAUGAGGCUGUAGAGCACUACAAGGAGAUCCUGACAGUUUCUCAGGCCCUGCUGGAAUCCAAAGCCCAGGCGGCGAAUUCGUUGCGAGAGCUGAGCACCCAGAAGAUCCCGGAAAUCGCAGCCCAGCGGCUCCGACUGGAGCAGCACCUCUCGGCCCAGUUCCUCGAGCUCCACCAGUGGCUCCAGGAGAAGGAGGCGGCCCUGAGGAGGGAGAUUCGGCGGGAGGAGGAGUCGCUCCUCAGCGAGUUGGAGACCAACCAGCGCAACGGGCAAGAGCAAGUCCGUGUGGCGGAGGAGCAGGUGGCCAAGAUCCAAGCUCAGCUGGAGGAGCAGCAAGAUCCUGAGAUGUUCCUUAAGAACAUCAAAGCUUUCGUGGAAAAGUAUUGCCCCAGUGAAGAGAAAGGGUCCGUGUUGCCGGUGGUCUUCCGGGAUUUCAGCCUGGGCCAGUUUAAAGGCCCCAUUCAGUACACGGUGUGGCGAGAGAUGCUUCCGGCUUUGAGACCUGCUCCGUGCCGUGUAACAUUGGACCCUGCCACCAACCAUCCUAACCUGGUGCUCUCCAAGGACCUCGACGCUGUACAUUUGGUCGAAAACCUGGAGGAGGAAGUUCCCGACGGGCCCGAGAGGUUCAGCAAGUCUGUAUGCGUGCUGGGUGCGCAGGGUUUUACGUCAGGGCGCCAUUACUGGGAAGUGGGAGUGGGCAACAAAACCAGCUGGGACAUUGGUGUGGCCAAGGAAUCGGUCAACAGGAAGGAAGCCAAAGUGACGGUCAAGCCCAGCAAUGGAUUCUGGGCCAUCUGGCUGCGGAAUGGCAGUGAAUACAAGGCGCUUGAUUCUCCCUCUAAGCAGCUGGCCCUCAAGACCAAACCUCUGAAAGUGGGGGUCUACCUGGAUUACGAAGGGGGACAGGUCUCUUUCUACAACGCUGACACCAUGGCCCACAUCUUCACCUUUUCUGAUGCCUUCUGUUUUUCCAAGAACGAGACGGGGGUUCAUUCAUUAUCCAUUUUCAAAUGA